AUGCAAGAACUUUUCGCGUCAAAACGCCUGAAAACGCGGUGUGCCAUGGGGACGCCCGCGGAGUUUCAUUGCUUUCAGGCCUUCACAGCUCCCGAUGACUUGUAUGAGCUACCAUUGGAGGAGCGGCGGAAGACCAUCAAGCAGUUAACGAAGGCAACCGGCCCAGAAGGUUUUCCACCCAGGUCUUUGACAGCACAGGCCUCCAUGAGCUGGUCAGAGGAGCUAUUUGUCAUGGCGGUCUUCUUCGUUAUCAUGGGAGGCCCACUCUUUAUGUUCUUUGGCGGCGUUGCAGUGCUGCUCUUGGGCACUUGGCCUAUGAGAGCGGCAUUCGCUGUGCUGUCUGCAUUUCUUGCGCUACAUCCAUUGCCAGGGAGGGCUUUCAACAAGAUGCUGCACACAUCAAACUUUACCAAGCUCUUGUUCAAGUACUUCUCCUACCGCUUCGUUUGGUGCGACGACUUCUCGGACGUGGCUUUCCAAACGAAGCCCUGGAUCGGGGCAGGGCCGCCCCAUGGCGUCUUCCCCUUGGCCAACCUCUUGAGCAUUCCAGCCAUCAACGACUUCUUGGGUUGCCCCUUCGUGGGCGCCGCGGCCUCCGUGGUCUUCGUGACUCCUUGGUUGCGAUACAUGACCUUGUAUGGUGUGGUGCCAGUGGACCGCAAGUCAAUCGAGAAGGCGAUGGCGCAGGGACAUUGUGUUGGCAUUGUCCCUGACGGUGUGGCGGGCAUCUUCAAAACGAAUGGUCACAAGGAGCUGUUGGCCAUGAAGGACCGCAAAGGCAUCGCGCGAUUGGCACUACGCACGGGCAUGCCCAUCAUGCCAGCGUACUCCUUCGGAAACACCACAGCCUUCUCCUGUUGGUAUGACUCCUUCGGCAUUUUGGAAUCGAUCUCCCGAAAGGCGCAGGCCUCGAUGUUUCUCUUCUGGGGCCGAUUUGGGCUGCCGAUCCCUCGGAGGACUCAGGUGACCAUGGCCUUCGGCCGGGCCAUCGAGGUGUCCAAGGUUGAAAAUCCCACAGAGGAGCAGAUCGAUGAGGUGCACCAGAAAUUCCUCCAGGCCACGAAGCAGAUGUUUGAUUUGCACAAAGCAUCCUUGGGAUGGGGUGACAAGGAGAUGGAGUUCGUUUGA
This is a messenger RNA of Durusdinium trenchii, 1128 nucleotides long. The record is from the annotation of a GenBank genome assembly. Lineage: Eukaryota; Dinophyceae; Suessiales; Symbiodiniaceae.